Molecule: messenger RNA, 951 nt
Organism: Pollicipes pollicipes
Lineage: Eukaryota; Metazoa; Arthropoda; Thecostraca; Pollicipedomorpha; Pollicipedidae
Product: hyaluronidase
Exons: 5
Coding region: 1-951 (316 amino acids)
Biological process (GO): carbohydrate metabolic process; hyaluronan catabolic process
Molecular function (GO): hyalurononglucosaminidase activity
Source: RefSeq, a predicted model, not a curated record
AUGACUCCCCGCCUGCUGGCCGUCCUGGCCCUCGUUCAGGUGGUGCUCCCGGAGCCGGCGUGGCUGGCGACAGGACCACUGACUCUGGCGCAACUUGCAGCGGGUCAGCUGUCGAGCACUGAUCUGACUGAGAGUCAGCUGACGGAGAGUCAGCUGAUGGAGAGUCAGCUGGCGAGCAGCCUGGAGUCGGAGAGCCAGGCGUCAGUGAAUCAGCUGACUCUGCAGCAGCUUGCAGAGGGUCAGCUGUCGAGCGCUGAUCUGACAGAGAAUCAGCUGACGGAGAGCCACCUAACGGAGAGUCAGCUGACGGAGAGCCAGCUGACGGAGAACCAGCUGACGGAGAGUCAGCUGAUGGGCAGCCUUGAGUCGGAGACCCAGGCGUCAUCUUUCGGCGUCGACCUCAAUCCCGGACAGUACGGCUUCACGGUGAACGCCGGCGAGAAGUUCGCUGGGGAGCAGAUCGUUCUGCUCUACUCUCCAGGUUUGUUUCCGAAUAUUCUGAAGAACGGCUCGGAAGUGAAUGGCGGCCUGCCGCAGGUGGGGUCGCUGGACGUCCACCUGAAGCGGUUCCAGGAGGACCUGGAACGAUCCGUGCCCGACGUCAACUUCAGCGGCGUGGGGGUGAUCGACUUCGAGGGCUGGACGCCCUGGUUCGCCGCGCUGGCGAGUCCACUCAAGCAGGCGGCGCUACAGCUGGUGCGGCGGCAGCACCCGCAAUGGACGGACACCCGCGUCGCCGAACAGGCUCGGGAGGACUUUGAGUGGUGGGCUCGCCUGUUCCUUCAGCAGACGCUGGAGGCGGCCGAGCGUGCCCGGCCGGCCGCCGCCUGGGGCUACUACCAGUAUCCGCUCUGCGGGAACCUGCACAUCCCCAACGGCACCUGUCCGCAGUCAUGGCGCGACAAAAACGACCGGUCAGUGCUGCCAUUUCGCAGCCGAGCCGGGCAGUAG